UCGAUUUCAGGGUUAUGACAGAAUGGAAGGGAGUGGGCGUAUUCCUUGAAUUGCAUUUCGAAAAAGCUACGGACUGUUUAACGAAAAUAUAAUCCUUGUCGUUAUUUCUUUGGAACAAAUCUGCAUGCGCCACUUGUUAUGCUUACGACCAAUAGGAUUUAACUAAAUAGUUUACGUUUAAACUUUAACACUAAGGUAGCUGGAUGCAGUUCAUACAUACAGUUUAUGGUCUUGUUUAUUAGCCGACGCUCUCAGAAGUUCAACGAAUGCCAUGCGGAUUCUCAUCGAAAAGUAUUGUUUUACAGAGGGAAAUCAGAGAGUGGCUCCUCUGACACUGGAAGUAAAGUAUCUCUCUGUGUAAUACUUAUAUGCUAUUUUUCAUUUCAAUCUACUUCAUGGAGGAAUGUGCAUGCUCUGUUCCAUAAUCGAUUGACGUGGGGACCUCCGGGGGCUGGCAGAUGACUGGAGAGCUGGCACUACGCUGAGCCUCGCAGUACAGUAAACCCAGACUCAUGCUUUUGUUUAUAGAGUUUCACCUGAACAACGUUUUGGAUGCAUAUUGCAACAAUGUUGCGACUGGCCUGUAAACAAAUAAAGCGGGCGUGCGGUAGGCCCAACUUCUGUUUCCGAAAACUCAAGUAGUCCUGGAUACAUUGAAUACGAUUUUUGUCAAAAGAAUAACCAGCGCCAGGUGAACGUUCACAAAGUAACUGUUCCGGCACCCGAAUUGCUGCACUCUUUUGUUUUAAGUUUGUUAUAGUAGUCCUAGAUGGAGUUUUGGCUGACUCAUUUUAGUCUUGCCGUUUUAUUAUUUUUAGGCCUAAUUACUAUCAACAAAAUAAUACAUGUUUUAAAUUUGUGAGUUGCUGUUAAAAUGGUAGAAAAUCGGUGCUCCGUUCAAAGGGAAGGGGUCUACCACUGGUUCUCGAUAUUGAACUCGGCCCAGAGAGCUGAGUUCCUUUGUGGGCUUUUGGACCUCUGUGUUCCAAUCGAACUACGCUUCCUCGGGUCAUGCUUGGAAGACUUAGCCCGCAAGGACUAUCACUCCCUCAGGGACGCCGAGAUCAAAGCCAACAACCCUGCUGACCUCUCGAACCUUACCAACAUCACGGACGACGUCGUGAGGAGCAAGCUGCUCAUCUCCCUCGCACUUCUCAACUCGGACAACCGAGAUGCGGCGGGUGUUCUCUUCCGAACGCUCACGCACAUCGACAGCGUCAUCAACAACUAUGGCCUGCAGCUCAACGAUGGACGAACGGGGGAGCAGUUCCUUCUCCUCUUCACCAUGGCAUCCAAUCAUCCGGCGUUCAGCUUUCACCAGAAACAGGUGCUAAGACAGGAGCUGACCCAGAUCCAGGAGAUCCUGCAGGUCACCUGUGGAGAGCAGCAGGCCGGGACUGGAGGCUGCGGCGGGACUGGCGCGCUGGCCACCCUGUCUCCCGCCACUAGCAUCCCUACCUACAUCACUGCGCCCACCCUCAACUCCAGUCAGGCUGGGUGUCCAUGUUGUCAUAAGACACCGCACCGAGAGGACGGGGCAGGGCGAGUGGACGAGGGGAUUGGUCCAGAAACCAUGCCUCACAUGACAUCUCUCUCAUGCAAGGAGCUGCCAGGCAAGGUGCAUGUUGGGAAACCGAGCAAAGUGAACAUAGAGAGGAUAGAGCUGAGUGGAGUGACUCACAAAGGGGAGAAACCAAGUGAAUAUAUGCUAGAGGUCACAUGGUCAGACUCCUCUGUUUCCAAUGUGAGCAGGACUCACCAGGAGGUGCUGAACUUUCUCUCCCAGGUCUCCCAGCUUUUCCCUGACGAAGGUCUAGAGAAGUUUCUGCUUCAGUCCCUUGGCCUUGAUCAGGCCCCUGAGCUGGACCCCAGGUGCCUGACAGUGCUUCCAGCCCACAUUCUCAAACACUACCAAGCCGAACUCUUCUUCAGCACUGCCACCACCGCCCUCUCCCCCCCCUCCACUGCAAGUCUUGGGUGCUUGUUUCAAUACAGAGGAGCCAACAGGGCUUUAUGUGGUGUAGCCAGUAUCCAGACAGUCAUGAGCGUUCACAACUCCAUUCAGACUCGCUCUCCUACCCAGCUGCCCCCCCAGGGCACUGUGCCCAUCCUUCCCCCCGGUGGGGUGGGGGUAGCAGGGGGGGACAACGCACUCCCUCCCGGCCACCUCCAGAACCCUGGUCCUCCACUGCAGAGCAUCCCAGAACAGAACGGCAUCCUGGACUGGCUGAGGAAACUCCGCCUGCACAAGUACUACCCAGUGUUCAAGCAGUUGACCAUGGAGGAGUUCCUUGGACUCACAGAGGAGGAUCUGAACAAGUAUGACCUCACCCAGGGAGCCAAGAAGAAGCUGAAGACGCAGCUGGAACUGCAGAAUAGGGAGAAGAUGGAGAAGAGGUAUAUGUUGUCCCAGUUCCCUGUGUCCUGCAGUGGCAUCGCUAGGGUUACUCCAUCCAGCCACAUAGGCUCAGUGGCACACGUCUACUCAAGUAGCAACACAGAGCUGUGUGUGGAGGUAGAGACGGGCGUGCACCCUCUCACCCGGGACAGCAGCUCCUCUUCAGGGUAUUCCAGCGCCCCCUCCAGCCCCAUGACCCCUCACUCUCUGUCUUUGUCCCGGGAAGGGGUCUUCAACAGGGCCAAGGAGCCACACAGACGGAUGGAGUCAGGACUAGAACUAGGAGAGAAGGACAGGACUUACGUUCUCCUAAACCCCACCGUUACAACAGGGCCUAGUCGGCCCACUGCUCAGGUUCUGCCCGUGCAGAAUGACCCUACUCCCUGCCCCUCCCACAUGAGCCUCCCUCCUCCCUCCCGAAGCCUACAGUCACCAGGACGCAUCCCGGGUUCCCCCUGUAAGCCCCGGCUACCUCCCUUCUGCCCUGAUGAGCGGGCCAAGCCCCUUGGUUCAGGUGUGGCUGUUGGGGUGCGACUGGAGAGGGUGUUCCCUGCCCUGAGUGUGGACAGUAUGGGGUCCCCUCCCCUUCGCCAGGACUCUGCUGGGCCCCGGGGGCCCUCUGGGUUCACUGUGCUGCGCCCCCCUCCAGUCUUGAUGGUGGACACCAGCUCCGCCCUCACCACAACCUCCAACACCCUUCACCACGUCUCACACCCCCCUCUACACCUGCUGGUGUCCCCCUCUCUACGGCAUACUGGACACUACCCAUACCCCUCCUCCUCUGCCUCCUCCUCCUCUUCCUCCUCAUCUCCUGCCUCCAAGUUAGCUUUUCCGUCUGUGGGUGGCGUUCACAUGGGAACUGCGAGCAGUGUUCCCAUGGCAGCGGUGCCAGGCAACACCUACUGUGUGAACAGUAGCGCCGCUGUCCAAACCAGCUCCAGUCCCACCUCCACGGAGACCAGCAUCUACGCUGUCACUUCUGGCUCCACCCCUAACUCCUCCGUCUGCGUCUGCAGCUCUUGUGGCUGCAGUGGGAACUGUGGCUCCUACGGGGCCCUCCCGGCCAGCUACGCAGGGUACUUCCAGCACCCCUUCUCAGGGACGUCAGUGUUCCCCCUGGGGCCCCUGCUUCACCUCAGUCCCCUGCUGGCUGGGAGCAGCACUGCCACCCCCUUCCCCUACCCCUUGGUGGCACCGCCCCUCUACAACAGCAGCGUGUCUCACAGCCACGACACCCAGGGGCAGCAGGGGCUUGUCCUGCCCCCCAUACAGGGCUUCCUGGGGGCCGGUGCCAACGUGCACAAGCCUCAUGGGGGGGUGGGGAACGGAGGGCAUAGAAAGCCAGGGAGCUUGUCCUGCUACAACUGUGGGGUCACCGGCCAUCGGGCACAGGAAUGCAAGCAGCCACCCAUGGAUGCUGCUCAGCAAGGCACGUUCCGGCUGAAGUAUGCUCCCAAAUCAGACAGCCAGGACUCUGGGGACUAAGUACAAGGAACUCCUGUGACCUGUGACCCCUGUGCACAUCAGCACCUUAUGCUCCUCCUGGUGGAGGAGUCCCUUUCAUUUAGGUAACUCUUUGACUCUUUGAACACACUUUGAUGAUUGGUGAAUGAAUGGUGGCCUGAGGCCACUUAACUCAACUGAUGAAAGUCAAAGAAUGGAGUCGGUUUGGAAGGAGCUAUUAACCCCAGUCCAUCUGUAACAUAUGAUUUUGAUCAUACCAAAUAAAAGAGAUGGUCAGGUCUAAACCCUGAGGCCGAAGGGUAUACAGUAUUUUCGAAUGGGAAAUGAUUUAGCUGUACAAAACCCACAGUUGAAAAUAUGAUGCAAUACUCCUCACACUACUUGGUACACACCUCAGCCUCACUCAGUCAAUCGGUCAAACUCCACAGACCUACACCUUUCAUAACAACUCAUGCGGUAUGCAAAGAUGUCCUUUUAAGUCGCUCUGGAGAUAAGUUGGAUGUAUCUGAGAGGAUGCUGAUGUGUGAAUGUAAAGACGUACAGUAUAAUAUGACUGCCAAAUAAUGCACAUUGACUGACUGACUACCAAAUCCUUCUCCUCUGGGACAGAGCAGGUCUGUGAGAAACACAGAGGAAGAGAAACGAGUGCUUUAUUCUACACAUCAUUCGCUGUGGGUACUUUGCCCUAUACAGUGCAGGUAUUAAUGGUGAAAGAAAUGGUGCGAGCAUUCUUAGUUUAGAUUUUAAGAUGUGCCAUUGACAUUUGUGUUGUUUAAUCGUUUAGAAGUUGGAGCAGUCUAAUAUUAUAAUGAUUGUUGAAAUGUGUGUAGGUUUUAGUUGUAUGUAUAAGGUUAUGUAUGUUUGAUUUUAUAAUAGUUGGAUUUGAUGUGAUGAGGUUGUGCUAUGUAAGAGGAUCCUUUUUGAAAAAGAUUUGAUAUUGAAUGUCAGUGAAUGUGUCCUUGAGUUGCCACAAUGGUGUGGCAUGUGAAAGCACUUUUAUGAGACCGGCUGGUCCCAGUCCAUUGGAUGUGAGUGUGACAUGAGGACCGUAGUCCUCAAGGAUGGAGAAGUUAUUAUAGUUUUUUUGUGUUGCACUGGAAUGUUCCUUGCCAGGUCUGGAGGACACAAUUCAGUCAUAAGGGACAUUUCGUUGAAAAUUAUGUUUAUGUACCAAUAAACACUUGCACCGAUUGCUUCAAAUUGGUCAUUAAAGGUCAACUGCACUUCCUAUUUUGGCGUCAUUUUAGAUUUGACUCAUUAAGAAAUGCUCGGGGCCAUGACUGAAUUCAAACUGAGUUGGUUUUGGGGUGUGGUUUGAUGUGGGUGUCUUUUGUGUGUGUUCGCAGGUGGGACGAGUUAGCCAAAUUAUUUAGCCAAUUUGCUUCAGCCAGCUAGUCCGGGACCUCUGCAAAGUUGACUUUAGAUAGCCUAUCUUCUGGGCUAGUUAGGGACUUUCAAUAAAUGACACAAUAUAAAUUAGACAAUAUUUUCAUGUUGCAGAACUUUUCGUUUUCAUUAAAUGCUUUCAAUAUUUGCAUAUGAAUUUCUACAAUUUAUAGUUGGUUUGAUGUUUUAAGUAAUUGAAAUGUGGAGCUAUUGGAAUUUUUACAUAUUGUCCCUUGUAUAUUGUGUAAUUUACAGAUGGUCCAUAACUAGCCACAUAGGGAUAUCCAAAGUCAACCCAAAUUUACCACAGGCAUUACGAUUGUGUUGCGUGCAGCUCCACUCUGAAUUUAUGAUUACUUGUGUGCUGUCAGCUGUGGGCACAUGGGCAGUAUUGAAACAAACCCAACCUUCAUUUACAUUGUGAUGCAGUCACGACCACAACACUUAAAAAACUCUGUUUUAGACAAGACUGACUUUAUGACCAAAAUGAUCCUAUUUACACUUCGUAGUCAAUUUUGACAGUAUAAUAAAUGUUUCUGACUCAUUUCGAUGCCACAUAGGGCUGUUUCUAAAUGAGAAGUUGUUUUUUAGUGGCCGUUGCUCUUUAAGACUUUGACUAAAUCAGGAUCCUUUGGUUGAAACAGGAAACAGAUUUACAGUAGUUCUAUUCUGCUGGGUGUGAUCUGGUCUGAGGACCGAAGAUCAAGGAAUUGUAGGGCACAAUCAAGGAUUGUAUCUGACUAUCUGUAGAGUAUUGCAUGCUAGGGAAUGUUGUAUUUUGUAUAAAAAGUGUCAAAGCUUUGUGGUCAAACCUUUUUACCACAUCUGUACUGUCUAGUUCUCAUGGGAGUAAUAGAGCUUAGUGACAACAUUACUGUAACAGUACGCCACAUACAUUUACAUUACAUUUACAUUACAUUUAAGUCAUUUAGCAGACGCUCUUAUCCAGAGCGACUUACAAAUUGGUGCAUUCACCUUAUGAUAUCCAGUGGAACAACCACUUUACAAUAGUGCAUCUAACUCUUUUAA
Molecule: messenger RNA, 6277 nt
Organism: Salvelinus fontinalis (brook trout)
Lineage: Eukaryota; Metazoa; Chordata; Actinopteri; Salmoniformes; Salmonidae
Gene: zcchc14
Product: zinc finger, CCHC domain containing 14
Exons: 13
Coding region: 875-3883 (1002 amino acids)
Molecular function (GO): zinc ion binding; phosphatidylinositol binding; nucleic acid binding
Source: RefSeq, a predicted model, not a curated record